Messenger RNA from Ochotona princeps (American pika), 1009 nucleotides. It is a transcript of the gene ENDOG, whose product is annotated as endonuclease G. Gene Ontology annotation, cellular component: mitochondrial inner membrane; nucleus. Lineage: Eukaryota; Metazoa; Chordata; Mammalia; Lagomorpha; Ochotonidae. The record is from RefSeq and is a predicted model, not a curated record. Gene Ontology annotation, molecular function: nucleic acid binding; RNA endonuclease activity; metal ion binding. Gene Ontology annotation, biological process: apoptotic DNA fragmentation. The coding region runs from base 56 to 964 and encodes 302 amino acids. The transcript is spliced from 3 exons.
GAGCCCCCCUGAGGGGCAGCUCGCACGCACUCGAGCCCGGCCCCGCUGCUCCGCCAUGCGGGCGCUGCGGGCCGGGCUGACCCUGACGCUGGGCGCGGGGCUCGGCGCUGCAGCCGAGAGCUGGCGGCGGCGGCAGGAGGACGUGCGGCAGGCUCCCGGGCUGCUGGGCCGGCUGCCGGUGCUGCCCGUGCUGCCCGUGGCGGCGGCGGCUGAGGCGCCCGCCGUGCCCGGGGCGCCGGUGGCCCGGGGCCCCGGUGAGCUGGCCAAGUACGGCCUGCCCGGGGUGGCGCAGCUCAAGAGUCGGGAGUCGUACGUGCUGUGCUACGACCCGCGCACCCGCGGGGCGCUCUGGGUGGUGGAGCAGCUGCGGCCCGAGCGGCUCCGCGGCGAUGGCGACCGGCGCUCCUGCGACUUCCGCGAGGACGACUCGGUGCACGCCUACCACCGCGCCACGAACGCCGACUACCGCGGCAGCGGCUUCGACCGUGGCCACUUGGCCGCCGCCGCCAACCACCGCUGGAGCCAGAAGGCCAUGGACGACACCUUCUACCUCAGCAACGUCGCGCCGCAGGUGCCUCACCUCAACCAGAACGCCUGGAACAACCUGGAGAAAUACAGCCGCAGCCUGACCCGCUCCUACCAGAACGUCUACGUGUGCACGGGGCCACUCUUCUUGCCCAGGACGGAAGCAGACGGCAAGUCAUACGUGAAGUACCAGGUGAUUGGCAAGAACCACGUGGCAGUGCCCACUCACUUCUUCAAGGUGUUGAUCCUGGAGGCAGCUGGCGGGCAGAUUGAGCUCCGCUCCUAUGUGAUGCCCAACGCGCCCGUGGACGAGGCCAUCCCACUGGAGCGCUUCCUGGUGCCCAUUGAGAGCAUCGAGCGGGCCUCAGGGCUCCUCUUCGUGCCCAACAUCCUGGCGCGGGCAGGCAGCCUCAAGGCCAUCACUGCAGGCAGCAAGUGAGACUGUGGGCGGGUGCUGAGACACAUUAAAGGUGGCUGUUUGUGA